AUGGCCCCUAAUGAGGCGGACCGGACCCUAAAGGGAAAAUCACUUAGAUCCUGGCAAUUUCUCCCUGCCGCUUUACGUUACUCUACCGUCACGUUGACCGUGCACAUUUCUCAACGCGAAAACCCCGGAGAUGAGAUGCUCCAAGCGAAAGCGGCGAUUGAUUCUGCUCCACCCUGGUGUGGCCCAGAAGUACCUGUCAGCCACGAAAAAAAUCGUAAUGGCCGAGAGCUCCAAUUCAAUCCGAAGCUUGCACAGCCGUGGCCCGUCCAAACUCAUUCGCCCAUCCACCCGUCGACCCUCACUUGCCGUGAAUCGCCGCUCAUUAACAGCCCGGCGCAUUCCAUCCCUCUCCAUCAUCACCGUCAUCCUCCUCUCGCCACUAUGCUCUCCAGUCGAUUGAUACCGCGCGCUGCAGCCAAGUCGGCUUUCAGAAAACCCUCACUCCCCGCCGUCGCACCCCAGCUCUCCAGAUGGAGCCGUGCCUACGCCUCGUCCUCUGAGGAGAACGAUCUCGUUGUCAUUGGCGGUGGCGUUGCCGGCUAUGUCGCUGCGAUCAAAGCUGGUCAAGAGGGCCUGAAGGUUGCCUGCAUCGAAAAGCGAGGUACCCUAGGUGGAACAUGCCUCAAUGUUGGCUGUAUUCCCUCGAAGGCACUCCUCAACAAUUCUCACCUUUACCACACCAUCAAACAUGAUACCAAGAACCGCGGAAUCGAUGUCUCAGACGUAAAGGUCAACCUGGAGCAGUUCAUGAAGGCUAAGGACACCGCCGUCGGCGGCCUGACUAAGGGUGUCGAAUUCCUCUUCAAGAAGAAUGGUGUCGAAUACAUCAAGGGUGCCGGCACCUUCGUCAACGAGAACGAGAUCAAAGUCUCUCUCAAUGACGGUGGCGAGACCUCUGUGAAGGGCAAGAACAUCCUGAUCGCGACUGGCAGCGAGGCUACUCCCUUCCCUGGUCUCGAGAUUGACGAGAAGCGCGUCGUCACCAGCACUGGUGCGCUCUCUCUCGACAAGAUUCCGGAAUCCCUCGUUGUCAUUGGUGGCGGCAUCAUUGGUCUGGAGAUGGCCUCCGUCUGGUCCCGUCUCGGCUCCAAGGUGACUGUUGUGGAGUUCCUCGGCCAGAUUGGCGGCCCCGGAAUGGACGCCGAGAUUGCCAAGAGCUCUCAGAAGAUUCUUAAGAAACAGGGUAUUACCUUCAAGACGGGCACCAAGGUUCUGAGCGGCGACAAGAGUGGCGAUAAGGUCAAGUUGGAGGUCGACUCUGCCAAGGGUGGCAAGCCGGAGACGCUCGAUGCCGACGUCGUCCUUGUCGCGAUUGGUCGUAGACCUUACACGGGCGGACUGGGCCUUGAGAACAUUGGUCUCGACCUCGACGAGAGAGGCCGUGUCAUUAUCGAUUCCGAGUACCGCACUAAGAUCCCUCACAUCCGUUGCGUUGGUGAUGUCACCUUUGGACCUAUGCUGGCGCACAAGGCCGAGGAGGAGGCUGUUGCUGUUGUCGAGUAUAUCAAGAAGGGCCAUGGUCACGUCAACUACGGCGUCAUCCCGUCUGUCAUGUACACCCAUCCCGAGGUUGCUUGGGUUGGCCAGAGUGAACAGGACCUCAAGUCUCAAGACAUCCCCUACCGAGUCGGCUCAUUCCCCUUCAGCGCCAACUCCCGCGCCAAGACGAACCUGGAUACUGAGGGCAUGGUCAAGAUGCUUGCUGACCCUGAAACGGACAGAAUCUUGGGAGUCCACAUCAUUGGUCCCAAUGCUGGCGAAAUGAUUGCGGAGGCCACUCUUGCUCUCGAAUAUGGAGCAUCCAGCGAAGACAUCGCCAGAACUUGCCAUGCUCACCCCACCCUGGCUGAGGCCUUCAAGGAGGCAGCUAUGGCCACCUACUCCAAGCCGAUCCACAUGUAA
Messenger RNA from Colletotrichum lupini, 1902 nucleotides. Its product is annotated as dihydrolipoyl dehydrogenase. Gene Ontology annotation, molecular function: dihydrolipoyl dehydrogenase (NADH) activity; flavin adenine dinucleotide binding. The record is from RefSeq and is a predicted model, not a curated record. Gene Ontology annotation, cellular component: oxoglutarate dehydrogenase complex; mitochondrion. Lineage: Eukaryota; Fungi; Ascomycota; Sordariomycetes; Glomerellales; Glomerellaceae. The transcript is spliced from 6 exons. Bases 1 to 1902 code for a protein of 633 amino acids.